Molecule: messenger RNA, 3873 nt
Organism: Nerophis ophidion (straightnose pipefish)
Lineage: Eukaryota; Metazoa; Chordata; Actinopteri; Syngnathiformes; Syngnathidae
Gene: tmem201
Product: transmembrane protein 201
Exons: 6
Coding region: 145-1293 (382 amino acids)
Biological process (GO): nuclear migration along microtubule
Cellular component (GO): nuclear inner membrane
Molecular function (GO): actin filament binding; lamin binding
Source: RefSeq, a predicted model, not a curated record
UAGUUUCCGUUUCCGGCACAUGGGCGUGUACAAAAAGGGCUCUUACCGCGUUGUCUCCGUAGUCCUUAUUCAUUAAGUAAGCUGGGGGGGAAAAAAAUACAAAUCUAUUCGGUUUUUAGCUAAACUACUUAUACCGUUGCCGAAAUGGAAACGUUAAACGAUUUUGUCCAACAAUAUCCCCAAGUGCUGUGCAGCGCUACGGCGUUUGUGGCGGGUGGCGCGCUCAUCUACAAGCUUGCUAACAGGAAGAAGCCCCUGAAUGUUAAGGUCAACUGCUGGUUCUGCAACCAGGACACUGUAGUUCCGUAUGGCAACAGGAACUGCUGGGACUGUCCGAAUUGUGACCAGUACAAUGGCUUCCAGGACAACGGGGACUACAACAAACCCAUUCCGGCCCAGUACACAGAAGAUCUGAACCAUGGCGUGUCUGGUAGUCUUCCUGCCCAAGCAUCUCCUGGUAAACUGCAAUGGGUCAACUCUAAGAUGCUCCUAUGCAGGAAGUGCAAUCACAACCAGUCAACUAAGAUCAAGCUGUUGUCUUCAUUCAUGCCUAAGGAUGACGGCAACUAUGACGAGGAGAUUGACGCAUACAAGUGUCACUUGGAGGAACACUACAAGCUGUGCAGGCCAUGUCAGGCAGCAGUGGACUACUACAUCAAGUAUCAGAAUCGCCAGCUGAGGACCGUUCUGCUCAGCAAUCCGCUUAAACGCACCCAAGAUUCUCUUAAGGGCUUUAUAAAGGGUUAUUUCUCUUCCUCUUGUCCUCUUGGGGUGGUACUCCUGCGAUGCCUCGCCACACUCAUGUGUGCUUUCCUCCUUACUACAUCUGUCUAUCCACCUGCCGACCAGCCAGCAGCAUCAAGUGGAGAGCUGAAUCUUCCCAAACCCUCCACCCAAAAUGCGUCUGACAGCAGCCAUAAGAGCGACGGAGGCCUGCUGGAGCUCCUCCCAUCGGCUCUUGUCGACUACACCAAGAUCUUAUGGCUAUACGGACAAGCUAAUCAGAUGGUGGUCGUUUGUGUCGGUGUGUCUACAUGUCUCACCGGUGUCCUCUUAGCAGGACCUGCCAGGUUAAGGAGAAUCGACGCAGUGUCCUCUGUGCUGUGGUUCCUUGUUCUGUGUUGGCACAUGGUGGCAGAGUUUGUGGGUAUUGAUGAGUCAAGCUGGAUGGACACAACCAAGCACAUCAUCACCGCCAUCUGUUGCAUUGUCAGCUUUGCUGCCGCCAUAGCAACGCGCAACCCGCUGGGUCAACGAAGAGGAAAAUACCGAAGGUCAGACUCUCGGCGCUGAUAUUGUGCUUGCGUUCUUCUUCUUUUUCAUCUUCUGUCAUCGUCAUCCAUGCAGGAUUUUGAUCUUUGGAUGUUCUUUCACUGUUCUGUUAUAUAUUCAUUCUUCAUGAGGGACAUGCAAAAAAAUACAAAGCACCUAUAUUAUGAAACUUUUUAAAACGUUUAAUGACAAGUAGAUGAGAUUAACAUGAAAACAUCACUUACAAUCUACAAUAUUUUGUCAUCGAUAUCAUUAAUCAUGAGUCUUAAAGAAAUUAAGGUUUUAACAACACGGUUAAUAGGGCCGACAGCACAAUAUCAAGGCAUAAGGAUACUUAAUUAUUAGGGAUGUGCUGAUCGAUCAGCCCCCAUCAGUGUAAGCCAAUUUUCAUGAAAAAGAAUGUGAUCGUCAUUGCUGAUUAAUACAUUUAUGCCAAUCACAAACGCACACUACUUGGUUCACACCAAACCAAAUUAAUCCGUCCUCUGUAGUAGCCCUUCAGGCACUUCUGGCCAUUUUCAGUGUUUGGUACAUAUAAUACUCUAAUUUAGGUCAAUAUUUCCUGUAAAACGUAGCGUUUAGUAUGUGUCUUUUACGUUUGUUGCUUUGUUUGUCAUUUGGAACAAAUGCUUUUCUGUCUUCUCUUUGCUUUUCUUUUGGUGCCUUCUUUUGUCAACGCUCUGACAUAGAGGGCACUUCUUUUAACAUAUUUACAUGUCGCCCAUGCUCAACUUUAUUACAAUUUACUGACUUUCCAGUCAAUGUGAUCCUUAGUAGGGGUGUCCCAAUUCACAGACGAUAUUGGUCCAAUGUCAGCAAAAAAAAAAAAAGAUUAUUGCCACUUAAUAACUUUUUCAAUGUUAUAUUUGUGUUUCACACACUAAACUAACUUCUCCAGACUGAAUGUGACAUUACGUAAAUAUGUUAUAUGCAUUGUGCCAGACUUACCUUAUGUUACAUUUCUUCAAAUGACCUGUUGGUAAAGGUGCAUGGGGUAAGUCUUUUGAGUUAUAUAAACUCAAUAGUUAUUUUAUAUCUUCUCCAGGGACAAUUCCAUAUAAAUAAGACCUGAUUGUAACUUAGAGUAGCCAGUGUACACCUUGUAUGGGAUGUAUUGUAAAUAAGUCAACACACUGAUUGUGUAAGUCAGGCGUGCCCACACUUUUUCUGCAGUCGAGCUACUUUUCAAUUGACCGAGUCAAAGGAAUCUACCUCAAUCAUAUAUAUAAUUUAUAUUUAAUUAUUUAUAAAAGAGACGUUUUUGUUAACACGUUAAAGGUGUUUAUUGAUAACACAAUAAUGUUUAACACAUAUACAUUUAUUUUGUUUCAUGAAGACAAGAAUAUAAUUUGGAGUAUUACCUGAUUCUGAUGACUUGCAUUGUUUGGAAUCAGACAGUAGUUCUGAUAACGUCCACAUUUUCGAAUGGAGGAGAAAAAAGUCCUCUCUGUCCAAUACCACAUAAAAGUGCUUAGUUUUUGGCGUCUUAUUUGUCCAGCUUCCAUACUCGUUUUUAUACAUUUUUCAAGAAAUACAUUGACGGCCAACUCCGUAGCUUGCUAACUUGUGCACGCUAGCUUUUUGUUAGCGCAGGCAGGAUGAAGCAGGGCUUUUAUUGUGAAGACAGCAACUGUGCAGUCUGUCUUUAGGGUUUUGACAGCAGGGACGGCGCGAGAUUGUUGAAAUAAAAAGUAUUUCUCGCCCUCCUCUCGGUCAUGUUUUCUUAAUAAUGAUCUGGCAGCAGCCAGCGUCAUCUCAGAAGCCGUGACGAAAGUGACGUCGUAGUAAAGAUUGAUGAUCACAAAUUUUUGGAUAAUUUUUUUAAAUGCUUGGUUUGCGAUCGACUGACACCCCUUCCACGAUCGACCGGUAGCUUGCGAUCGACAUAAUGGGCAUCUCUGGUCAAAGUAUUUGGCUUCAUAAUAUCCCAGUACAUGUUGUAAUUCAUGUUUUCCUCAAAUAAACCACCUCUCUCCAGUGCUGGCAGCACUUAUGCAGCUUCAGAUCAUGACCCUACCAACAACAUCGGUGCAUUUUUUUGCCAGCUGAAGACAACAAUGGCUGUGUGUUGACUUAAUUUCAGAGGACAGUCAAUCUAUAAGGGUAUACAAAUUAUACAGACUAUAGGAGUCUCUUCAGAAGAUGGAUGAAAUAAUUGUUGGCUGUACUUGUCUCAAGCAACAUCAGCUGUAUCAUGGUUGUUUGUGCAAUGUGUGAUAAACUUGAAAUUUUAGAAGCACUAAUUUUAUUGACACCUAAUGUAGCUAUAUCUUGAUACGACGAACACAUUUGUGUUUUGAUUGGAUUGUAGAACUACAUUUUUUACUAAUGAACUGAAGGUUUUUUAAUUAUUUAUUGCACUGUUGUACACCUGAACACCAUGUGAAACUUACCUAGAAUGUUAAAAAAUGUUCUACACUGAGUUUGACUUUUAUACUACUUUAUACAUUUGCAGCCAGGCAGUUUUGGUUGCUUGUUCGUCACCCAGUUUGUGUUUCCUGAAUGCCUAAGUGUGGAUUUUUACAACUAUUAUUUAUCAAGACUUUGUAGUAAAACUUGCUGUGAGUGUGUGUACGUAUAAUAAACUGCAUAUCUAAGUGA